Messenger RNA from Tachyglossus aculeatus (Australian echidna), 3952 nucleotides. RefSeq names its product NLR family CARD domain containing 3 (gene NLRC3). Lineage: Eukaryota; Metazoa; Chordata; Mammalia; Monotremata; Tachyglossidae. The transcript has 22 exons. The record is from RefSeq and is a predicted model, not a curated record. Gene Ontology annotation, molecular function: protein binding. The coding region runs from base 1 to 3849 and encodes 1282 amino acids. Gene Ontology annotation, biological process: regulation of apoptotic process; negative regulation of canonical NF-kappaB signal transduction. Gene Ontology annotation, cellular component: cytosol.
AUGGCUCCCCCAGCAUCUAGGCGUUGGAAGGGAGGGGCCCUGCAGGGGAUGCCAGCAUGCUCCGAAGGAAAGGGGGGUGGCCAGGCUUGUGUGGCUGCCUUUGUGAUGGUUGAGUGGGCAUGGAGAACAAAGUCAGUGAGUAGUAAUGUGGUUCACAAGACGCUUGCCUUCACGACAGGUCUGGAUGAUUGCAGGGGAGACAUGAGCAGGUUUGAAAGCAAUAGGAAAGAAGCCGUAGUAGAGCGAACAGGUGAAGGUGGUGGUCAGGGAGAGAAGAUGGGAGGAGGCAAGUUCUUUGAUAAAGUGCCAAGGAAUAAGACCAAGGUGGGAGACAGUCUCCCCGCCGACGUUUCUCACGUGGCGAGGUCGUACCACGAAAUCCGGCCGGGGUCAGACUGCACCAACAACCAGAAGAGGGUGGCCUCCCCAGUGCUGUCUCCCCUUGCCGAGUGUCUGGAAGGCCCCUGCUGUGACAGAACCCCACCGGCCCCGGGUUCCUGGCUGCGGCGGCACCAGAAGCAGCUGUUGCAGGCCAUCUCCUCCCCACUCCUGGACGAGAUCCUAGGCUCCGCGAAAAAGCAGGAGGUGCUCAGGGGCGAGGAGGCCGGCGAGGGGUGCGAGGCCGCCUCCCUGGCCGGCCAGGUGAAGGCACUGGUUGACCUGGUGGCCAGGAAAGGGACCCAGGGCUCCUGGGCCCUGCAGACCUUCAUCGAGAACUCCGACUCCCAGCUCUGUCACCAUCUCACUGCCAGAACCCCCGGAGUCUAUAACAGUGUCUGUGGAGAUCCUACGAUGCAGAGGUACCUGGAGUUUCUCCACAAAAGAUUCGGGUCGGGCCCAGACCCGACUCUGUCUGCAUCCCAGAGGCUGACCAAACUGCUGCUGGUGGAGGGCUUGACUGACCUCCAGCAGAAAGACCACGAUUUUGUGCAGAUAGAGGCCACCCGAGGUGGGCGUCGGGCCUCCAGGAGCAUCGCCUUCGAGCGGCUCUUCUCGCCCCUGUCCAAGGUCUCCAUCCCGCCCCGGGUCUCGGUGACGGUCGGCGUGGCCGGCAUCGGCAAGAGCUCCACGGUCAAGCUGUACGUCGGCCUGUGGCUCCAGAGGAAGGUGGGCCAGGACAUCAAGUGGGUGCUGCCCCUGAGCUUCCAAGAGCUGAACGCCCUGGAUAAGCUGUCGGCCGAUAGGCUCGUUCACUUGGUCUCUGCGAACGCAUGCGACGCCACCCAAUGCAGCUCGGCCCGCGUCCUGCUGAUCCUGGACGGCCUGGACGAGUUCAAGACCCCCCUGGAUUUUUCCAACACCGUGGUUUGCACCGAUCCCAAAAAGGAGAUCCCGGUGGACGGCCUGGUCACCAACAUUAUCCGGGGGAACCUCUUGCUGGAGGCGUCCGUCUGGGUGACCUCCCGCCCCACGGCGGCUGGCCAGAUCCCCGGGGGCCUGGUGGACCGGAUGACGGAGAUCCGGGGCUUCGAUAAGUCCGAGAUUGAAGACUAUUUGAAUCGCCUGUUCCCGGAGAGCCCGGACCUCGCCGUGCGGGUCCUGAGGCACGUCGGGGCCAAUCCGGCCCUGUACUUACUGUGCACGGUCCCCUCCUUCUGCCGGCUCUGCGGCGUGGUCCUGGGCUGCCUGCUCAAGGGCCGGCCCGACCACCAGCCCCCCGAGGCCUCGUUCCCCAAGUCCCUGUCGGAGCUGUACGCCUCCUACUUCAAAAUGGCGCUGUGUGGGGACUGGCCGGACAGGCCGAAGGAGAGCCUCCGGACGGAGCAGGCCGCCAGCGGCAAGAGACUGCUGGGGGCCCUGGGUCGGCUGGCCUUCGUUGGCUUGGUCAAGAAGAGAUACGUCUUCUCUGAGCCGGACCUCAAGGCCCACGGCGUGGAGCUGUCGCUGCUGCAGGCUAACCCGCGCCAUUGCCUCUUCCUCAAGGAGGAGGCCCAGGGCUCCGUCCACUACUACUUCGCCCACCUGUCUCUGCAGGAGUUCGCGGCCGCUACCUACUACUACGGUGCGGCCAAGCGGGCUCUCUUCGACCUCUUCUCCGAUAACGGCAUGUCCUGGUUCAAGCUGGGCUUCCUCACCCACUACAGGAACGCCCUUCAGAAGGCACUGCAGGCGGAGGACGGGCGCCUGGACGUUUUCCUGCGCUUCCUGUCCGGCCUGCUCUCCCCACGGGUCAACCGGCUCCUGGCCGGCUGGCUGCUGGUCAAGGAGGAGCACGACGGCUACCGGGGCCCCAUCAGGGACCUCCUCCAGGACUGCCUCCGCCCCAAGGCCACCGUCUCCUCCCGCAUGGUCAACAUCAUGCGCUGCCUGCAGGAGCUCCAGUGUCCGGAGCUGGCCCAGACCGUGGAAGAGGCCAUGGCGAGCGAGAGCCUGGCCGGGAAGCUGACCCCCCUCCACCGCUCGGCCCUGGCCUACGUGCUGCAGGUUUCGGAGGCAUGCUCCGACGAGACUAACCUCUCCAGGUGCCUCAACCACGGCAUCCUCGAGAGCCUCCUGGCUCAGAUUCUCUACUGCCGGAACCUCAGGAUGGACAGCAACCAGUUCCAGGACAGUGUGAUGGAACUCCUGGCAAGCGUGCUCAGUGGGAAGGACUGUCUGAUUGAGAAGCUCAGCCUGGCAGAGAACGAGAUUAGCAACAAAGGGGCCAAAGCUCUGGCCAGAUCUCUCAUGGUCAACAGAAGUCUGACUGCACUAGACCUCCGCGGUAACUCCAUCGGGCCUCAAGGAGCCAAAGCCCUGGCGGAUGCUCUGAAGAUUAACCGUGUCCUGCUGUCUCUGAAGCCAGUCUCCCCGGCAGCUAUCACCCGUGACUCUCCUCUCGCUUCUCGCCACAGCCUCCAGAACAACAAGAUAAAGGAUGAUGGCGCCAAGGCCUUAGCUCAUGUCCUUGCAACUAAUAACACGCUCUCCAUUCUCCACUUGCAGAAGAACUCCAUUGGGCCCAUAGGAGCCAAGGCGUUGGCCAGUGCCCUGAGGCAGAACCGGACCCUGAAAAAGCUCAUGUUCUCCGGUAACGGAUGCGGAAAUGAGGGUUCAGAAGCCCUGGCAGAGGCCCUGAAACUGAACCAAGGCCUCAUCACCCUGGACCUGCAGAGCAACUCCAUCAGUAAUGCUGGGAUCCCAGCCCUGACACAAGCCCUCUGCGCUAACAAGACUCUGAUCAACCUGAACCUCCGGGAAAACUCCAUUGGUUCAGAGGGGGCACGUGAGAUCGCCAAUGCACUCCGCACCAACCGGACCCUGAAGGACCUGGACUUGGCAGCAAACCUUCUCCGCGAGGAAGGAGCCCAAGCUCUUGCCGUGGCAGUGAAAGAGAACCAGACUCUCACAUCCCUUCACCUUCAGUGGAACUUCAUUCAGUCGUCUGCUGCCAAGGCCCUGGCCCAAGCACUACAAUUCAACAGGAGUCUGACCAGCUUGUAUUUGCAGGAAAACGAGAUCGGGGAUGAAGGAGCAGCUGCUCUGGCCGGGGCGCUGAAGGUGAACGGCAUCCUUUCGGCCCUCUACCUCCAGAUGACUUCGAUCAGGGUGCUGGGGGCCCAGGCCCUUGGGGAGGCUUUGACGGUGAACAAGACCUUGGAGAUCCUGGACCUCAGAGGGAACGCCAUCGGGUUGGCAGGGGCCAAGGCCAUGGCCAGUGCCCUGAAGGUGAACGCCAGCCUCCGGCUCCUCAAUCUUCAGGAGAACACCCUGGGGAUGGACGGAGCACUCUUCAUCUCGGCCGCGCUGUCUGGUAACCACGGGCUCAAGCAUAUCAACCUCCAAGGAAACGGCAUCGGAGAAAACGGUGCCAAAAUGAUCUCCUCGGCCAUCAAAAACAACGCUCCAAGUUGCAUUGUGGAAAUCUGAGGUCUGAAUUUGGCUGGAAAGUGGCAUGGACAGAGCAAGGCCAAAGGCAACGGCCCGAGGUGGGGAGUCUUCACGCGGAGCCUGGACAUCCAUGGUGACUGCC